AUGCCCGGCGAGGUCGUCAAGGAGGCCAACCCGCCUCCCCUGCCCUCCCAUCUGCCCGACAAUGUUCUCGAUCUCGCAGUAAAGACGGAGAGGAAGCCUUUGGACGAAAAGGUCGCCAGAUCCCUGCGCGACUUCCAAAAUGUCGCCUGCUACAUCGCGGCUGCGAUGAUCUUUCUCCGAGACAACGUUCUCCUGGAAUCCGAGUUGAAGUUCGAACAUGUCAAGCCCCGGCUACUCGGCCACUGGGGCACUUGUCCCGGCCUCAUUCUGGUCUGGUCCCACCUGAACCUGCUUAUCCGCAAUCAUGACUUGGACAUGAUCUAUGUCAUUGGCCCAGGCCACGGUGCGCCGGCUGCGCUGGCAUCACUUUGGCUGGAAGGCUCGCUGCAGAGGUUCUACCCGGACAAGUACGAUGUCUCAAAGGAGGGUCUCUCCAACCUCAUCACCACAUUCUCCACACCCAAUGGCUUCCCUAGCCACAUCAACUCCGAGACGCCAGGCGCCAUUCACGAGGGUGGCGAGCUUGGCUAUGCCCUGGCCGUGUCUUUUGGCGCGGUCAUGGACAACCCGGAUCUCAUUGUCACUUGUAUUGUGGGUGAUGGAGAAGCCGAGAGCGGUCCUACCGCAACUGCCUGGCAUGCCAUCAAGUAUCUCGAUCCCAAGGAGUCUGGCGCUGUGAUUCCCAUUCUUCACGUCAAUGGCUUCAAGAUUAGUGAGCGCACCAUCUUUGGCUGCAUGGACGACAAGGAAAUCGUCUCCCUGUUCUCUGGUUAUGGCUACCAAGUGUGCAUCGUAGACGAUCUGGAGGACAUUGACAACGACCUCUCCAAUGCUUUGGAAUGGGCAGUGGCUGAGAUCAAGAAGAUCCAGAAGGCCGCUCGAUCAGACAAACCAAUCAUCAAACCUCGCUGGCCAAUGAUUGCUCUUCGCACACCCAAGGGAUGGACGGGACCGAAGGAGGUUGACGGAACCAUUAUUGAGGGCUCCUUCAAAUCGCACCAGGUCCCGCUUGGAAAGGCCGGGUCCGACGAGACUCACCUCGAGAAACUUAACGAAUGGCUAACUAGGUAUGACAUCGGGAACCUCUUGACCAAUGGCGAACCAAAUUCCAGCAUUCUCGAGGCAAUCCCGAAGAAUGACGCCAAGAAGCUUGGUCAAUUCAAGACCACAUACGAUCCUUAUAUCGGCCUCAAGCUCCCCGACUGGAAGUCCCUUGCCGUCAAGCCCGGAGAACAAGUUAGCUGCAUGAAGCAGACUGGUCAGCUUCUUGACAAGGUGAUGCAGGAGAAUCCUCAUGGUUUCCGCAUGUUCACCCCUGACGAGCUGGAGAGCAACAAGCUGGAUGCUGUUCUUAAGCAUACCGGCCGUAACUUCCAGUGGGACGAGUAUUCGCGUGCUCAGGGCGGUCGCGUCAUCGAAAUCCUCUCGGAGCAUUGUUGUCAAGGCUUCAUGCAGGGCUACACGCUGACUGGUCGUGUUGGACUGUUCCCCAGCUAUGAGUCUUUCCUUGGUAUCGUCCACACGAUGAUGGUACAGUACGCCAAGUUCAAUAAGGUAGCUAAGCAGGUCGAGUGGCGCGGCGAGCUGGCUUCUAUCAACUACAUCGAGACGAGCACUUGGGCGCGUCAGGAGCACAACGGAUUCUCCCACCAGAACCCGUCAUUCAUCGGGGCUGUUCUCAACUUGAAGGCCGAAGCAGCGAGAGUCUACCUCCCGCCCGAUGCAAACUGCUUUCUCAGCACCGUUCACCACUGUCUCCAGUCCAAAGACAAGGUCAAUCUCGUCAUUGGCUCGAAGCAGCCCACGGCAACCUACCUCUCCGUUGAAGAUGCGGCAGAGCACUGCCGCGUCGGCGCCAGCAUUUGGCCUUUCGCCUCGACCGACGGCGGGGCCAACCCAGAUGUUGUCCUUGUCGGCAUCGGAGUCGAAGUGACUUUUGAAGUUGUCAAGGCAGCAGAACUCCUUCACGACCUUGCACCCGACCUACGCGUUCGCGUUGUGAACGUUACAGACCUGAUGGUCCUUCGCGCCGAGGCUAAGCACCCGCACGCGUUGAGCAGGCAGGUCUUCCUUGACAUGUUCACCGAAGACAGGGACGUAGUCUUCAACUAUCACGGCUACGUCACCGAGUUACAGGGGUUACUGUUUGGAAGACCUGGGUUGGACAGGAUGUCCGUUUCAGGAUACUGUGAAGAGGGCACCACGACGACGCCGUUUGACAUGAUGCUCGAAAACCACGUGAGCCGAUAUCACGUCGCGAUACAGGCGUUGAAGAGCGGUGCCAAAUUGAAUGAGAAGGUCAAGGACAACUUACUUGAGAACAUCAAGAGCAUUCAUUCUAAAGUGACGGCUAUCCGAGGGUACUUCCAACAGCAUGGGAAGGUACACGACCUGCCCCACCCCCACCUCGAAAUUUCUCCGUCGCAAACACCAAAAAAUCCGACCAAUCUCACGAAACCCCACCCUCACUCGCAGCGAGACGACGAGGACGAACAGCAAAACGACGCGGCGCGCCGGCCCGAAAACUGUGAAGACUCCUUCCGCACCGAUACGAAAAUGGUCUACUACUUUACCUCGACGGUCGUCGACCCGUCCGCCUUCAUCUACGUCGGCAAGGACAAGUUUGAGAAUGAGGAGCUGAUCAAGUACGGCUGGGAGGAGGAUGGUACGCACUCACUCACUCACUCACUCUCACUCACCCACCUAACCACAUCACAGUUCCACGUCGACAAGCUCUCCUCAGCCCACAUCUACCUCCGCCUCCCCGAACAAUCCUCCGACGCCUCGGUCACCCAAAUGACGUGGGACGCCAUCCCGCAACCCCUGCUCACCGACCUCGCGCAGCUGACAAAGGCCAACUCGAUCGAGGGCAACAAGAAGGACAACAUCACCGUCAUCUACACGCCCUGGUCCAACCUCAAGAAGGACGGCAGCAUGGAGGUCGGCCAGGUCUCCUUCAAGGACCCGCGCAAGGUCAAGAAGGUUCUCGUGCCCCAGCGCGAGAAUCCCGUCGUGAACCGCCUCAACAAGACAAAGGUCGAGAGGAAGCCCGACCUCAAGCAGGAGAGGGAGGAUCGGUUGAAGGAGUUGCGGAAGAGGGAUCAGGCUGCUUCGCUUUUGAGGAAAAAGGAGGAGGCCCGCGUGAUGCAGGAGCGCAAGGAGAAGAAGUGGCAAAAGGACCACGCCUACGACGAUCUCUUCUCGCAGGACAACAUGGAGGAGUCGAGCAACCAGAACCGCAACGAGGAUUGGGAGGACGACUUCAUGUGA
This is a messenger RNA of Colletotrichum karsti, 3270 nucleotides long. RefSeq lists its product as uncharacterized. Bases 1 to 3270 code for a protein of 1089 amino acids. The transcript has 11 exons. Gene Ontology annotation, molecular function: aldehyde-lyase activity. Gene Ontology annotation, biological process: carbohydrate metabolic process. NCBI's taxonomy places the organism in Eukaryota, Fungi, Ascomycota, Sordariomycetes, Glomerellales, Glomerellaceae. The record is from RefSeq and is a predicted model, not a curated record.